Schistosoma guineensis is the source of this 3504-nucleotide messenger RNA. The record is from the annotation of a GenBank genome assembly. Lineage: Eukaryota; Metazoa; Platyhelminthes; Trematoda; Strigeidida; Schistosomatidae.
AAGGUAAUUGGCGCGGUUUUUGAAACUUCGUGGAAGCAAUGUCAGUUGGGAUACCUAUCAAAGUUUUACACGAUGCCGAGGGACAUGUCGUUACUCUAGAAACUGUUAGUGGUGAAGUUUUCCGUGGAAAACUUGUUGAGGCGGAAGAUAAUAUGAAUGUUCACAUGUGUGAUCUAAUAAUGACUUCCCGUGACGGUCGUACAUCAAACCUUCAACAGGUAUAUAUUCGAGGCAGUAAAAUUCGAUUCCUUAUCCUUCCUGAUAUGCUGAAAAACUCACCGAUGUUGAAACGUCCACAGGGUGCUAAGGGUUUAGGAACGGGAAGAGGGAAGAAUGCCAUGUUAAGGGCUGGUGGUAAGUUUCUAAAGUUCAAAAGUAACUCACCGUUAAGUUCGCGGGCGUGGCACUUUUGUUCGUGGACGUGUUGCGACUGUUCGUGGUACUGGAAGAACUACCGGCAGGUUUUGAUAUCUCCAUUAGUUUAUCGAGUAACUGAAUUUGUAUAUGCAUCAAAAUAUCCAUAUAUCUACAUCAUUCCGCAUGUCUUCUCACUGUUUGCUUCUCAUAUGUCAUUUGAUGCAAAAUUAAUGUCGAUUGCACCUACCCUCGAAUCACCAAUAUAAACUUAGUUCGUGCAUACUGUUACCUAAUUGUCUGGUAUAUAAUGUGUUGUCAUAGCACAAUAAUGCUCAUUCAGUUACAGUGAGGCUAACUUAUGAAUCUUCGUGGCGCCAGUGUGUAGUUAUAUUUGAGACUGUUUGCGAAUAUAUUUGAAUGCUUACUAAGCUGGAAAUUCAAAUAACAGAUUUCUUUAGAUGUACGAGUUAUACCAGUAUUAUCAUUAGCUGCUUAAGCUUUUAAUUAGUUUCCUCUUUUCACCAAGUUAGUGAACUUUUAUCCAUGACAUUUUGAGUGGUACAACUUUGUCCUUUCAGACGUCAAAUUGAAAUGAGACAGGAUACUCAGUAGUUAUUUCAUCCAUGUUAGUCAAAUGUUACGAUCGACCAAUCCUACUCCGUACGUAGCCAUAUUUGCCUAGUAAUUUUUGUCUUAACAAGGUUUGAUUGAUUAAAAAAUUCCACGAAUGUAGGGUCGUCUCGUCAGCUGCACUUAGAAUACAUCAAACUACAUUAUCACCGUAACUCGUGGGAUCACAAUUGUAACAUAGCGUGUUAAGAAGUCUGUAUAUUUAUGAUAAUGGAAAUAAGUACAAACACGACCAUUAAGUCAAAUAGCUUGUGAAACAUGCUUGUGUACUGACUACUUAUAAGACGAGGUGAAUUGGAUACCCUUUUAUUCUAGAGUUUGGCUCGUGCACGUAAUUGCUAUUUCUCAUGCCUAACUUUCUAGAAUGGUUGCCUGUUUAUAGAGGCCUGGUGGACUAACAGUUAUUAUAAAUCUUGAUUAAAAGUUAGCCAGCUCAUUCGCCAACAAUGUGGCUAUACAUUCAAGGAUAGCUAGAAACGAUAUGUUUGGUAAUCUCCAAUUCCAGCGAACUUGUGUUUGGUACUUUAGUAAUACUUGCUUCUCAGUUGAACUUUAGUCGGCUAGUGGAUUGUAAAAGAUGUGCCAAGAUCUAUAUAAAAUGGCCGUUUUCCUUUCACGUCCAAAUGUAUAUUAUUAUUAUUAUUACCAGUCAUCUACUAUAUAGUCUGCCAACUUGGAUCGAUGCAUAUAUGCUACAGGUUCUAGGCUACAUUCGACUGAGUGAGGAGAAGUACUUCCGUCAAGACUGACAGUAUGUUAGACUUUUGUCGUAUUGGUAUCUUGUUGUAGGUACUAUCGGUUUCCGAGCUUCCUAGUUAAUAUUCUCUAGUCCCGGCACCAUGAGACAUUCGUUCGUUGACAGUGAAACGUGGCACCAAUAAUCAUCGUUUCAAGUUCCAACAGCUCACCUCAUGGCCGAGAAAAAUUAAUGAGAUGCAAACUGAAUAGGACAAUCAUAUAAAUUGUGGCAGAAAGCACAUCGUUGCUUACGCAAGCUUUGUUUAGAAAGUUUAUAUUUCACAAUGAGUUUUAGUCCAACAGUGACUGCACGAACUACUUUCUUAGUUUCACGGCUUUCCAGUCUACUACGCUAUCCGACAAAGGAGUUAACAAGAAAAACGGUCGUUCCGAACCAAAUACGGAUCAUUAGCGAAAUCAGUCACUUAAAUAACCCAUUUGGAGCAUGAUAAAAAAACAAUUACUAGUUUAUGGACCCAGCAUUUGUUAGGCGAUUCCGGAGUAUAGUGCGCUUUGAUAUGAGUAGUUAUUAAGUUAAUAUGAUCACAUGCCAUUUCGAUUAACUCCCCCAGACCACCUGCUUCGGUUUGGACAGUAUUCCAGCCCUCACACAAAUCAUCUAUUUGUGUGGUGCAUAUAUGUUUGGCGCCUCGCUGUACUAAUUUUUGUGUUUAAAUAAAUAAACUCCAAAACCACUAGAAUAAAAUUGUCUUACCCACAUAGGUUGGCAUGUUGUGUAAUUUAAAUGAUAUCGAAAUAAGCAUAAGCCUUGUAAUAUCAAGUGGCCAAAUAAGGACAGUUUCGUCGGGAUUAAAAUUUAUCAAGAAAUACUGAAUGAAAGUCUAUACUGUUGAUAUUAUUUUUCAUAAGUUGUCUGUUAAUGAGCUUUUAUUUUGGAUACGGAUAGGUGGGCCGAUAGUUCACAUUGAUUAUUAUUAUAGUGCGGUAUCAAUCAACUCAUUCAUCAACCACUUGAGUGCGAGCCACAUUAAACGUAAGGCCUAGUGAUACUACCCGGUUACCCAAACCAGAUUAGGUUGAAUAUUGUCAUAGAGUUACCUCAUCUAUCGGAACGCAUAUAAAUGAAUACGAAAAUAGAUGUACGCGAAGAGAAAACAAGAUUGUAAAGAUAUAGAGUAAGGAGGGUGUGCAUAACAAAGGAAAUGAGUAGAAUUUUGUAUAUUUAGAUAUUGAACUUCAAGUAAAUCGGAUAAAUUUACCCGCCUUAGUUACGUCAACACGAUGAACUACCAUAUACGCUGUGAAAUAUCAGAUCUUUGCAGAUAAAUGAUUUGUAUUAUCAAUAUUUGUAAGGGCCUUAUUGUGUAGAUAUAGGUCUCUUCGAGGUAAACAUCUAAAUUCAUCCAAAUCUUUUGGUUUUAGAUGACAUAGUAUCCAUGUAUGUUGAGGUACACGACAUACAUAUCAUGUUAAAAAUUAUUGUGCACAUUACGAUUCACGGGAACGAGAUAUUGUCUGAAUCUUGCCAAAUGACAUAAACCUAAGUGACGAAAAACCUGUCAAUAUGUAUUGUUAACACUAAAGGUAGAAGGACAUGUUCCCAGUAUUACAACCACAGGAAAUUGCUGUAGAUUUGCCAAAAAACUUAAUAGGUUUUGAGUUUUUGCGAAAACUUGUGGUGCAAUAACUUAUUCACUUCAUAUUGCAUACGUACCAUAGACAACGAAUAAAAGACAAGUAAUUUCUGUAAAUCAAUUAUUGUAAAUAAUAAGCCAAAAGGAAAACAUUUAACCAUAAGCACAAAUAUUCGUUUCCCCC